Molecule: messenger RNA, 1490 nt
Organism: Cheilinus undulatus (humphead wrasse)
Lineage: Eukaryota; Metazoa; Chordata; Actinopteri; Labriformes; Labridae
Gene: abraxas1
Product: abraxas 1, BRCA1 A complex subunit
Exons: 9
Coding region: 54-1124 (356 amino acids)
Biological process (GO): protein K63-linked deubiquitination; mitotic spindle assembly; attachment of spindle microtubules to kinetochore
Cellular component (GO): nucleus
Molecular function (GO): polyubiquitin modification-dependent protein binding; microtubule binding
Source: RefSeq, a predicted model, not a curated record
UGGAGCGCGGGAGUGAAGCUGAAGAGACGCCAUCUUUGUUAUGAACCAGCAGCAUGGCGGAGCCGACGGUACGGAUGUCAGGGAUUGUUUUGGCUUCCCUGAUGUUCCAGCAUGUUAACAGUGAUUCAGACGUGGAAGGUCUGAUUCUUGGAGAGAGCCGGUUUGAGGAGCAGAUCACCAUCAGCGACUCUCAGGCCGAUCACAUCCACAUCGAGGAAACAUACAACGUCCAGAAGCACAUCGCCUGCCACAGACCAAACCGCUUCUACAACAGUGUUGGAGAGGUGGACAUGGACGCUGUAAAGAAAACCCUGGCAGAUAAUCAGCAGGAGAGCGUGAUCGGGUGGUACCGACAGCGCAGGAACACGGACCAACAGAUGACGUUCAGAGAGAGGAUCAUCCACGAGAAGCUGAAGGCGGCCCUGGCCAACCCUCACAUGAUCUUUGUGCUGCUGACGCCGAGCAAGUUGGCGCCUGCAGGGUCCACGUACAGGACGGAGUACGCUGCCUUCAUCUCACGCAGCAGACGGUUCCUAAACGUUCCCGUUCUGGUCAAUAACCUCGGUUUACUGGAGCAGCUGGCGUACUGGAAGGUUUCUGCUCCGUGUUCUGCAGCCGGUUACAGUCUGACCAUGAAGAAACACGGGUCCAAGUUUUUCUCCUCAGACGGGCUGCUGAGAGACGUCAGCGAGGUCAACAACAUGAACGCGUCUCUGCAGGAGGAGCUGCAGAAAGCAUGCAGCGAGGUGGAGGAGAGCGAGCGUCUGGUGGAAACUCUGCAGGCUGAAGUUUCAGCUCUGAGGAGAAAACUGAAGGAGAGGAAGCAGAGCGCAGCCAAGAAAGAACCCGUGGAGGAUCCAGCAGAGCAGAAGAACUUCCUCCUGCACAAGGCGCUCCGAGCUCUUUUCUCCUGCUCGCCUCUGUUUCACUCUCAGACUCUAACCUUGGACGGGUUUCCUGUCCCGGAAGUUUGCUGCAGUCCUGAGCAUGAAGAACACAGCAGCUCAACAACAAACAGCCAGGAAGGUUUUUCUGUAGCGCUGAAUCCCUGCAGGAAAACAGCGAAGAGGCUGAAGGAAAUGCUGCCGGGGAGGGAGAGGAAGCGCAGGAAGAGCAAGUCCUGAUCGAGAGCACUUUCUCUCCACAUGACGGACGUAAAAACAGGUUUUAUCUUCAUUUAUCUGCCGCACGAGGAAGCCUGGACAAGAGAUCCACCAAGUUUAAUAAAAAGGAUCUCAAAAUAACACAGUAGAAGCUCCAGGUUAGAAAUGAUGAAUAUUUUAAGACACAAAGUCUUUAUUUCAGUAGAAUUUUACAAUAAAAAUCUUAACAUGACCCUUUUUUGGUGGAUAAACACAGAAAACAGCUCCAUCUGGUUAGAAAUCUCCUCUUCUUGGCGUCAGCAGUUUAAACGUUAGUAUGGGGAUCUUCUGUUAUUUGAUAUUUUUGUAAAUGGUUGAACUGAAUAAAAAUGUUCUUUUUGUAAUAAA